AUGUCGUCCUCCGUCGCUGCCAACGUCACCGCUGCUGGUCAGCGAGCUGGCAAAAAGGCCACCACUCCUGCCGCCGACAAGGCCAGCAAGGUGCAGAACGUGCGAUAUUCGCACCGAAAGGCAGCUGUCUACGACCCCAAGGACAUCCCCACCUUCGAUGUUCCUCAGUACACCGUCAAGGACUUGCUCUCUGCCAUCCCUGCUCACUGCUUUGAGCGCUCGGCUUUCAAGUCCUUCACCUAUGUGUUCGCUGACUUUGCCAUGAUCGCUGCUCUUGGCUUUGCCGCUAGCUACAUUGACCCCACCGUCGCUAGCACCUUCUCCGGUCUCAAGUCUAACGCUCUCUCCCCUUACAUCUCUUUGGGCGUUCAGCAGGCUCUCGCUCGCUUCGCUGCCUGGUCCACUUACUGGAUUCUCCAGGGUAUGGUUUUCACUGGUGUUUGGGUUAUUGCUCACGAGUGCGGUCACCAGAGUUUCAGCACCAGCAAGACCAUCAACAACGCCGUUGGUUGGGUUCUUCACUCUGCCCUCCUUGUCCCCUACCACUCGUGGAGGAUCUCUCACGCCCGCCACCACGCUGCCACUGGUCACCUUACCCGUGAUGAGGUUUUUGUUCCCCGUACCCGUCAGCAGCGUGGCCGUCUCCCUCUUCAGCCCGCCCCCAAGUCUGGCGAUGACUCCAAUGAUGAGGAUGUCGUCGAGAAGGAGGUUGGAGCCCCCAACGUUGACGAGACCUGGGGUGAGUGGCUUUCUGAAGUUCUCGAGGAUGCCCCCCUCUACAACUUGUUCUACAUCUUCGUCCAGCAGCUUCUCGGCUGGCCCCUUUACCUCCUUAGGAACGCUUCCGGUCAACUUCACUACCCCAAGUACACCAACCACUUCAACCCUGAUGCCAUCAUUUUUGACAAGCGCCACCGCUCCCAGAUCAUUGUCUCCGACAUUGGUAUCGCUGCUACUCUUAGCGCUCUCACUGCCUGGGGCAUGCUUUCCAAGGGCGGCUUCUCUGACGUCUUCCGCUACUAUGUCAUCCCUUACUUCUGGUGCAACCACUGGCUUGUCAUGAUCACCUACCUCCAGCACACCGACCCCGCUCUACCCCACUACAAGGCCGAAGCCUGGACUUUCCCUCGUGGCGCUCUUUGCACCAUUGACCGCAAUUGGCUCGGCCCCGUCGGCCCUUACCUCUUCCACGGUAUUGCCGAGACCCACGUCCUCCACCACGUCUCGAGCAAGAUCCCUCACUACAACGCCUGGGAGGCUACUGAGGCGCUUAAGGCUCGUCUUGGCCACCACUACGUCAAGAGCACCGAGAACGUCUUCGUCUCGCUUUGGAAGAGCAUCAACACCUGCAAGUUCGUUGACGAGAGCGACCAGGUUGCCUUCUACCGCACCGUUGACGGUGUUCCUCACCGUGUUGUCUCUCCCGACAGCACCUACGCCUCCGACUCUGGUAUCGCCCUCUCCGAGUGA
This is a messenger RNA of Ustilago hordei, 1470 nucleotides long. RefSeq lists its product as uncharacterized. Gene Ontology annotation, molecular function: oxidoreductase activity. NCBI's taxonomy places the organism in Eukaryota, Fungi, Basidiomycota, Ustilaginomycetes, Ustilaginales, Ustilaginaceae. The record is from RefSeq and is a predicted model, not a curated record. Gene Ontology annotation, biological process: lipid metabolic process. The transcript has a single exon. Bases 1 to 1470 code for a protein of 489 amino acids.